AUGACCCUGUAUCCACCAUCAAGCUGCUGCAGCAAUGUUGAUUGCCUUCACACCAAGGAACUUAAAAAGGCAGAACAAAGACAAGUGGUCAUAUAUACACUGGCAAGCAGUGCCUGUCCAGCAUGGUCAGUACAUCUUUACUGUCCUGAUUGCUGCACAAACUAUCAUAAUAACUUCAAGGUUUGUGAUGGUACCCGAACAUACUAUCAAGGUUCACCAGCUUACCUCCAAGUUGGUGAAUGUUGA
This is a messenger RNA of Laccaria bicolor S238N-H82, 246 nucleotides long. RefSeq lists its product as uncharacterized. The record is from RefSeq and is a predicted model, not a curated record. NCBI's taxonomy places the organism in Eukaryota, Fungi, Basidiomycota, Agaricomycetes, Agaricales, Hydnangiaceae. The transcript has 2 exons. The coding region runs from base 1 to 246 and encodes 81 amino acids.